Messenger RNA from Cynoglossus semilaevis (tongue sole), 1898 nucleotides. RefSeq names its product neuronal pentraxin receptor a (gene nptxra). Lineage: Eukaryota; Metazoa; Chordata; Actinopteri; Pleuronectiformes; Cynoglossidae. The record is from RefSeq and is a predicted model, not a curated record.
UCGGUGCACGUAGAAGAUUUUUUAGGAUAAUCGAUCCUUUCCACCGCCACCCUGAAGUUCAUCGUUAUUAUCCUGGCCGCCGGGAUGGUGGCCUUCAUCGGGGCAGUUAUCUGCAUCAUCGCAGCGGUUCACACCGGAUCCUCCAAGGCUGCCGCGGCACAACAGCAACCAGCAACCGACAACCACUCGCUGUAUCCGGACGCGGUGGCGCAAACACCCGCGGUCGGCGGCUCCGUGGCCAGGGCCGGGUCUCUGGGAGCUCUCCAUGGUUCUGAAACACCAGAUUUAGCGUCAAAAUUUAACAUCGGACUCGGUGGACUGGACGGGGUCACGGGACUCACCGGACACGAUCCCACGGUCAGCAGGCUCAUCUGCACGCCGAUACCCGCCGGGGAAUGCAACCCUAAAAACUUUCGACAACAAUCUGACGACCAAUCGCUGUACGCCGGGGAGGACUGGGGUUAUCUCCGCACCACGGCAGAGGAGCUCCGACAGACUGUUCUGCAACAGAAAGACCAGAUUUUAAGCGAUCAGCGAACCAUCAGAGAGCUGACAGGGAAACUGUCCGAGAGUGAGGAGGGGCUCGCUUCGGGGCUGUGGGGUGGUCACGGCACGGCUGAGGAGACGCACCUGGAGCGGAUGAUGGUGCGGGACAGCCCGGCGUCGGCGCCCGACAGUGGCCACUACCUAACCGCCAGGGCUGUGGAUGAACUGGAGCAGGCUAUCACUCAGCUCAAAGACCGCAUAGAAAAACUGGAGUCAGACAUUGGCCCGUUUCCCCACAACCAGACAAAGGGAAGCACCACAUCACUACUGGGGGAGAGUGGGAUUUCUGACAGCCCAGAAAGGCUGGCUGACCACGGUCACAAAAGUGGCGCUGACAACCCCUGGAGAAUGGAAGACUUAGAGGGGGAGUUGGAGAGGAAGUUAGAGCUGCUGGAGAAGGAGAGAAAAGCCCUCAGGCUGGAAACGGAGAAGCACAAAGAGAAAAUCGACCAUGGCAUCAGUAAACUGCAGAAUCGGAUCUCAGGACUGGAGAACGGCAUGUCUCAGCAUUUGUUCCCAGAAGGCUACAGGCUCUCCUUCCCCACAAGAACAAACUACAUGUACGCUGUUAUGAAACACUCUGUCCCAAAGCUGCGGGCUUUCACCGUCUGUCUGUGGCUGCGGUCCACAGACGUUGGCAUCGGGACGCCACUGUCCUACGCUGUUCCUGAGCAGGCCAAUGAAGUGGUGCUGAUGCAAGGCAUGCACACACCUGCUGAGCUGCUCGUUAACGACAAGGUGGCACAAUUACCUCUGAAUCUGUCCAGAGGGAGCUGGCAGCACAUCUGUGUGAGCUGGAACCAUAAGGGAGGAGCAUGGCAGGCCUAUCAGGGUGGGAAGCUGAGGGGCGAGGGCCAUGCUUUAGCAACUGGACACCACGUCAGACCUGGAGGAGUGCUCGUGCUUGGACAGGAACAGGAUUCCCUAGGUGGGGGCUUUGACUCAUCCCAAGCCAUGGUGGGAGAGUUGUCUCAGGUGGGACUUUGGGACCGGGUCCUGUCCUCUAACCAGGUGGCCAGUCUGUCUCGCUGCAGUAAAAUCACCCAAGGCUCCGUUUUCACCUGGACAGAGAAUGGAGUCGGUGUUUUUGGAGGAGCCACCAAGGAACCGGGGGAGCCAUGUAGUAAACACAGCAGGAGUUCACAGUGACAGGGAGAGGAGGUGAAAAAAGGGCAUGGAUGUGUUGCUGUCAAAUGUAUUCUUUAAAAUUGAGGAUCAAACUGAUGAGUGGAAGAAAAUGUUGGCAGAUUAAGGCUAGUUUGAAUUAGGUCGUCAUUGGUGAGAAAACAACUACAGCCAAGCCAGACUGAGCACAAGAUAUAUGAAAUAUUAUAUAUAUAUAUUUAUAUACA